AUGGAUCGCCAUCCCUUCAUUUUGACACAGCAUAGAGGUGGCUCAAUCUGGUGUCCAAGCAACACAGAAGAGAAAAAUAUAACACACAUCUCAGAAUUCCACCUCAUGGGACUCUCAGAUGAUCCACAGCUUCAACCCAUACUCUUUGGACUGUUUCUGUUCAUGUACCUGGCCACAAUGCUUGGGAACUUGCUCAUCAUCCUGAUAGUCAGUUCUGAUUCCCACCUCCACAGUCCAAUGUACUUUUUCCUCUCUAACUUAUCCUUGGCUGACAUCAGUUUCACCUCCACCACACUACCAAAGAUGAUAGUGGACAUUCAGACCCACAGUAGAGCCAUCUCCUAUUCAGGAUGCCUGACUCAGAUGUCCUUUUUCAUGCUUUUUGGGUGUUUGGAUAGUCUGCUUCUAACUGUAAUGGCUUAUGAUAGAUUUGUGGCCAUCUGCCAUCCUUUGCACUAUCAGGUCAUUAUGAAUCCUCGUCUUUGUGGCUUGUUAGUCUUUGUGUCUGUUCUAAUCAGCUUUUUGGUUUCUCAGAUGCAUAAUUCAGUAGUAUUACAACUUACCUACUUCAAGAGUGUGGAAAUUUCCCAUUUCUUCUGUGAUCCUUCUCAACUUCUCAACCUUGCCUGUUCUGAUACUUUUACCAAUAACAUAGUCAUGUAUUUUGUUGGUGCCAUCUCUGGUUUUCUUCCUAUCUCUGGAAUUUUUUUCUCUUAUUAUAAAAUUGUUUCCUCGAUUCUUAGAAUGCCAUCACUUGGUGGGAAGUAUAAAGCCUUCUCUACUUGUGGCUCCCACUUGUCAGUUGUUUGCUUAUUUUAUGGGACUGGCCUUGGGGUGUACCUCAGUUCAGCUGUCUCAUUGUCUCCCAGGAAGGGUGCAGCAGCAUCAGUCGCAUACACUGUGGUCACUCCCAUGCUCAACCCCUUUAUCUACAGCUUAAGAAAUCAGGACAUCAAGAGGGCCAUGUGGCGUCUCCUCAGAAAACAAAACUCCUAA
Molecule: messenger RNA, 996 nt
Organism: Acomys russatus (golden spiny mouse)
Lineage: Eukaryota; Metazoa; Chordata; Mammalia; Rodentia; Muridae
Product: putative gustatory receptor clone PTE01
Biological process (GO): G protein-coupled receptor signaling pathway
Cellular component (GO): membrane
Molecular function (GO): G protein-coupled receptor activity; olfactory receptor activity
Source: RefSeq, a predicted model, not a curated record